Seminavis robusta is the source of this 1976-nucleotide messenger RNA. Lineage: Eukaryota; Bacillariophyta; Bacillariophyceae; Naviculales; Naviculaceae. The record is from the annotation of a GenBank genome assembly.
UGAGCCGCUCCGCUGGCUGUUUUGAAUUUCGCGCCGACGUCUGGCUGUCGUCAGAACUCCUUCGUCACAAGAUACACACCUCGUCCACAACCAACGGCCAUGGCCAAGGCAACGCAUUGUGCUUUUGGAUUUGACUUUUUGAUUGACUUUUUGUCUCUUCUAACUACUGACUAACUAUAUAAGCAACAUGACGACGACUGGAGAAGACGAAGGCGCAGAGGCUGAACAGCCCAUCUUCUCGUUGAGUAUCUUUGAGACUUUGUCCAAGUCCCAAAACUCUCAUGGCGUGAUGCACGAAGACUAUCAUGAGUAUCACCAGUACUGCACCAACCGGUUGUAUCGAUUGCGUCAUGCCAAGCCUGUUCGGCGAGACCUGGUUCACAAUAGCAAGUACGUGGAAGGCGUUCAGUUGCGACGAAAUGCCUAUUGUUCCAGAAAGAAACAAGCCAAAGAAGAUGAUGAAAAAGAUGAGGACGCUGUAAAAGCACCCACCGUUACGAUGAUGGACCAUGAGAAUCAUCUGUGGGUUCCACUCUAUCAAGCCGAGCGUGCUUGGGCUCAAGCCUGCGAAAUCCAACGACAAAAGCGUCCCACCAAAACCCAACAACUCGUGCUGCGCAAACUUCGAAAAGCCGUGAAAUUUGCCACAACGCUGCAAGAUCUGUCCGUCACGACGUGCACGGAUCAAACCAAACAAGAAAUUGAAUCCUACGUGGGGUGGAUCCAGGGCAACUACGCACUGCAAAAGCAAGAAUACGCGCAAGCAUUGACGGCCUAUCGAUCCUCCAUGUCUAUCCUCCUAACAUUGGCACAACAGCAGAAACAAGAGGACGGCGAUCCUCGGGCGUUGGUAUUGGCCGAUUUGUGGACCACUCGCGCCGAGAGUGUCUUGCGACCACUGGUGCGCUUUUGUCAAUACGAAGCCAAAGACACUUCACCCGAUCCACUGGAAGAAACAACCGCCGCCACUUCUACUACAGCAGUCGAACAAGAAUCGGAAAUUGUCAUUCACUUCCGAGGCAAACAUGUCCCGUUGGACCCCUACAAGGAUCUAUGUGUCCUCCAUCUCAAGGCGGAAGCUCUGCAAAAGCAACAACCUUCUGAGAGCAAGGAGACGGAAUCGUCCUUUCUUUCCUUGCUGUCGCUGUACGAUGAUGCCACUGCCGUUAUUGAAGAGGAAUUGGCACGCUAUCAGAGCAUCCAAUCGGGACCUGCUGUCAAUGCCAAAAAGGAAGAAUUGGGAACCUUGGCAGGAUACUUUCAGUAUCAAAAACUAAACAAGAGUUUGCACAAGAAUCAAGAGCGGCUCGCCGAAUGUCACUCGGAUGCCGAACGCGUUCAUGUCUACGAUGCCUUGUUGCAAAAUGCACAAGCAAUCGCGCAAAUUGAUCAGGAAGAUGAAGAAGCCAAUGCCCACGUGUUGCGCAUUCGAGCAUUGCGAUGCUGUGAACUCGCCAAGGUCUAUCUGGUGAAUCUACACCAACCGGCAUCCGCCAAGGCAUUGUGGAAACAAGCCAUGACGUUGACCAAACGAGCCACGGAAGAAUUGGCGGCCUGUGACACGCGCGACAAGCAACACGAACAAGAAAUUGAUGCCUACUUGCAAGAAUUGGAGGACUUGCAAACACACGAAUUGGCGGUACUGGAAGUGCGAUGGAAGGCGGCCUUGUUUCUACAAAAGUCGUCGGGAACGGCCACGGGUGGAUUCACUACUGUGGGGACAGACCGUCCCUUGUGGAUGCGAUUGGAAGAGUUUGAUCCUGGUACAGGAGGCUCGCUGGUGGACAAUCCACCGAGACCCAUCCCGAUGCCCUGCAAGUCCGUCUUUUAUGAUACGGCUUGGAAAUACUGUGGUGGGAACUUUCCCGUGGAUGAGCUAGAGGAGGAAAUCGAAAAGCAACAACCCAAGCAAUCGGGAGGAGGCGGUUUGUUUGGAUGGCUAACUGGCUAACUGAUUAUAGACGGUUCAUCAUGUU